UUAUUCGUUUUGUUUACCGUCGACAAGUGCCGUUAAAUUGGUCAUGAACAUUUUUUUAUUAUUAUUGCCAUACACGUGUUUGUUGUAUUACCGUGUUGUUAUUGAUAAAUAUUUUGCGGCCAUCGUUUAUCUUUCUAUAGCCGUACAACACACCAAAUAAUUAUUGUCGGCCGCUCAAAAAAUACUGCAUAAGUGAUUAAAAUUUAAAUAUACUCAGCUAUUUUCGGUCGUUUACCUUUACGGGUAAAUGGACAUACAUUAUACCGUUAUUUUAAUUUUUUUUUUUACCGUGCUUAAUCGUCAGUGUCUUAUUCCUUUUUCCUUGUGAGCGACUUAUUUAUCGGAAGUUCAGUCAUGGGUGUCUACGAAGAAACUCAAAUUCGAUUGGUCGACAUACAAAAACGAAUCGACCGCGUUCGGAAAGCUGCAGAAGAGUUGCCAUCAACAAUCAAACAAGUUACCAGCCGAUAGUCAAGUUUCGUUAUCUAAAAGCGAAAUUGGAUGUGGAGCCAUUAAAGCUAGUUACCAACCUAAUGUUAAGUGAAUGCAAUUACGAACUUGCAUUGAAAAUUAUAGAUAAUCGCUAUUCGAACAGAAGGCUCACUGCUCAAAUCCAUUUUGAUCAGCUGUGGGACAUGCCAAAAGCGUCUUUUGGUGAUUCAAAGACGAUUAGACAAGUUUUAAAUAGCAUAACCGAAUCUGUGGGAACUUUGGAAAACCAAAAGUAUUCCAAUUUUUCUGGACGUUAUGAAGCAAACGGAAGUAAAAAGCAGUUCUCGUGCCACGUGUGUAAAGUCAAUCCGGGCCGUCUUCUCAUUACUUGUACUGUUUUUAAAGAGAAAACACUAUUAAAAGUUUAAAACGAUGCUAUUUAGGCUUUAGUGAGCAUUCAGUUGCUCAGUGUCAGAACACCAAAUUAUGUUCAGAGUGGACAAACUUUGUCGGAGCUAAACGCUACUUAUACAAAUUUCAGUCUCUUGUUUCUUCUUCCGAUUUAGCUAAAGGUAUUGCUCAACAUCAGAUCACAUGGCAUAUACCGCCCAUCAGCUGCACCGCACAUGGGCGGUAUAUGGAAAGCCGCGGUUACAUCGGCAAAGCAUCUCCUUCGCCGUACCACCAAAGAACAAAUGCUGACCUAUGAAGAACUAACUACAGUUAUCCCAUCACGUCGAAGCCAAAUGAGUGUCCACCGUUAACCCCAGGACACUUCCUCACAUCUGAACGGUUAGUAAACAUACCAACGCUCGGUAAAGUAGAUACCACAACAAAAUUUACCCUUCACCAACGAUGAAUACACGUUGGCAUAAGGAGUACCUGCAUGCCGUUCAAGUAAAAUCUAAAUAGAACAACACUACAGACAAUAAUCUAGGUCCGGGAGAUUUGGUUAUUCUCAAAGAACCAACACCGGCACUAACACCGGCAGAACCGUCUGAAUCACAGAAGUACAUCCCGGGGAAGAUGGAACAGUACGCGUCGCUUCAGUCCGAACAGCCGAUGGUACUAACUCUUAACUGUGUCAUUUACACAUAAAUUAUUGAUGGUCAGGUGGCCUCCAGGUGGGCGGUAUGUUUGACCUUUAUCUCGGCCGUUGCCGCUCCCCACACCGCCGCUGCUUAUGCUUGCGCACUCCGACCGUUUUGCUACCACUGUUAUACCUACCUCUACUACUAUUGCUACCGCGCCACCGUACCGUACUGCAUUUUGCUUGCACUUCACCGUUUUUGGUUAUUUUUGUUUUUCUUGAACUGCACCGUUUGUUUACUUUAAGUUCACACAUUCGACCGUGUUGAUUUGUACAGACAAUCUUCGACACCUGCCGACCGACCUACCGCACCUGGACAUGUACCACUGCCCUUCUCCAUAUAAUAUUGACAAUAAGUAGUGUUGGUUGUCGAUUGUGGAACUUAUAUUAAUACCUGAAAACAAGUAUGGAGAAAUCGGCAAAAAAUGACCAACCCGGUGCAAUUGAAAGUGACAAUAACACACAGCCACUCAAACCAUGCUUAAAAGGAGAUUGGAAGAAUAUUUCCCUACUGAUGUUGUUGUAUACACUUCAAGGUGUACCAAUGGGGUUUUCAGCGACUAUACCAAUGAUUUUACAAAACCAAAAAAAUAUUUCCUAUCAAGAUCAGGCUAUAUUUAGUGCUGCAUUUUGGCCAUUCAGUAUGAAAAUUCUGUGGGCACCGCUAGUCGAUUCCUUGUACGUAACGAAAAUUGGAAAAAGGAAAUCAUGGCUUUUGCCUGCUCAGUACUUGCUAGGUACAUUUUUUCUUUACUCAGGUGUCCAUUUCGAUAGCUGGAUAGGAACUGAGGGUAAGCCUCAAGUGGCUAUUAUAACGUUUAUUUUUUUUUGCAUUCACUUAUUUGCUGCUACACAGAAUAUAGCUGUUGAUGGUUGGGCUCUAACCAUGUUGAGGAAAGAAAAUUUAGGCUAUGGGCCUAUGUGUAAAAAAGCAGGUCUGACAAUUGGAAAAUUUUUAGGAUAUGAGUUUCCAACUCUUUUGGAUUCCGAAAGUUUCUGUAAUAAUCAUUUGCGCAGUGUACCUGCUAAAGGAGGAAUGGUAUCCAUGCAAAGUUUUUUAUACUUUUGGGGAGUCGUGUUUAUGUUAAUAACUUCACUUGUUGGUUUAAUUAAGAAAGAAAACAAAGAUAAAUCGGCUGAUUACACAGAAGAGAAAUUAAAUGUAUUUAAAACUUACUACGUGGUGUGGUAUAUUGUUAAAAUUCGCGGUAUUCGCAUAUUGAUAUUCGCUUUGAUUACUUAUAAGAUUGCUUUUGCAACGGAUAAUCUAACAUUAUUAAAACUAAUUGAUGCCGGGGUAUCGCAAGAUAAAUUAGUUAUCGUGCAAACAGCUCUAUAUCCCGUUAGAAUGUUACUGCCUAUAAUUGUGUCCAAAUAUACAACGGGCCCGAAACCGAUGAGCACUCUGCUGAACACACUUCCUUUUAGGUUACUUUGUGUAUAUUCAUCAGGAUUAUUGGUUUAUUAUACACCAUUAUUUGUAGAAAAAGGUAACAUUGACGCAAAAAUACCAUUUGAAUAUUUUGUUUUAUAUGGAAUAACUAUACUUUGUGAUGAGUUGAUAUCAUGCAUGUGUGUGGCUUUACCGACGUUUUUCUCGCGAAUAAGUGAUCCACGUUUUGGAGGAACGUACAUGACUCUUUUACAUACUGUUUUGACUUUGGGCGGUUCUUGGACUUCUACAGUGUCACUUAUUGCGAUUGACUGGCUUACAGUGAAAAAGUGUUCGACUAAUUCUGAUAAUCACUGUUCUACGCAAGUGCUCGUAAUGGAGUGCAGCUCAAUUGGCGGAAGCUGUUCAACUACAUUUGAUGGAUACUAUAUGGAAAUAAUAAUUUGUACGAUAAUAGGAAUCAUAUGGUAUAUUUGUUUCAAUAAACCCCUUAGAAAUUUACAAACUAAGAGUAAUGAGUAUUGGUUGGUAAACUUGACCACAUCAGCUCCAAAAAAAAAGCCAACAAUUACAAUAUUUCACUUAGGUUAAUAAAGCCUUUUAGUUUACAAACAACAGUUGUAAUAUAUAAAAAACAGACCCUAAAAAUUAGUCUACUUUAAUAAUUAUUAUGUGUUCAUUUU
Molecule: messenger RNA, 3598 nt
Organism: Adelges cooleyi (spruce gall adelgid)
Lineage: Eukaryota; Metazoa; Arthropoda; Insecta; Hemiptera; Adelgidae
Product: acetyl-coenzyme A transporter 1-like
Exons: 10
Coding region: 1929-3506 (525 amino acids)
Cellular component (GO): membrane
Molecular function (GO): acetyl-CoA transmembrane transporter activity
Source: RefSeq, a predicted model, not a curated record